AUGCCAAUUCCGGGGUCCUCAGGGUGGACAUUUCGCCGCGGUGCAUCUUGGGUCUCUCUUUUCCUUCCCAGACUCGUUCCUGCAAUCAUGGGAAAGUGUCGUGGUCUGCGCACAGCCAGGAAGCUCCGCAAUCACCGCCGUGAGCAGAAAUGGCAUGACAAGCAGUACAAGAAGGCUCACCUGGGCACCGCCCUCAAGGCCAAUCCCUUUGGAGGGGCUUCUCACGCCAAAGGCAUCGUUCUGGAGAAAGUCGGUGUGGAGGCUAAGCAGCCCAAUUCGGCCAUCAGGAAGUGCGUGAGGGUGCAGCUCAUUAAGAACGGCAAGAAGAUCACCGCUUUCGUCCCCAACGACGGCUGCCUCAACUUCAUCGAGGAGAACGACGAGGUCCUGGUGGCAGGCUUCGGUCGUAAGGGGCACGCCGUGGGAGACAUUCCCGGAGUUCGCUUCAAGGUGGUCAAAGUGGCCAACGUGUCUCUGCUGGCGCUAUACAAAGGCAAGAAGGAGAGACCCAGGUCAUAAAAGGCAGACAAGCAAAUAAAGAGUGUCACGUCAUA
This is a messenger RNA of Syngnathus typhle (broad-nosed pipefish), 554 nucleotides long. It is a transcript of the gene rps23, whose product is annotated as ribosomal protein S23. Bases 1 to 519 code for a protein of 172 amino acids. Gene Ontology annotation, biological process: translation. Gene Ontology annotation, molecular function: structural constituent of ribosome. The record is from RefSeq and is a predicted model, not a curated record. Gene Ontology annotation, cellular component: ribosome; cytosolic small ribosomal subunit. Lineage: Eukaryota; Metazoa; Chordata; Actinopteri; Syngnathiformes; Syngnathidae. The transcript has 4 exons.